AGCACCAAAAAACAUUCCCUCCUCCCCGCGCGCGUUCAAGACAAGCAAGCUGCGCCUUGGCGAAGGAGACGGCGUGGUGGACAUGAUGGAACUAGAGGGGCACGUGCUGGGGUCCCGCUACAAAGUCCAGCGGAAGAUUCAGAGCGGCUAUUUCGGCACCACUUGGACCGCUCGAGACCUGACGACGAGAGGAACCGUCUGCGUGAAGACGUUCAUCUGUGACUCGGAGAACCAGCGUAAAGAGCUGGCCGUUCUCAAAGAACUGUGCGACGGUCAUUUCAACCACGAAAACAUCUGCUCAAUUCUGGACGUGUGCGUCAAAAAAUCGCCCGUAACCACGGUUCAAGGUGAACUGAUUGGCAGUCUGCGGUUCGUCGUCUUUGAGUACUGUAGCGGAUCCGAUCUCUUCAACUUUCUCGUCACCGGACCUUUUGAGAGGAUUAAAACGGUGAGUAAUUUUCCAGAGCCGUUGGCAAGACAUUUCUUCACUCAGAUUCUGCUGGCUGUAAUGUACCUCCACGAAAGGGGCGUCUUUCACAGGGAUAUAAAGCCGGAGAAUUGUGUUUUGGACGAACAUUUUAACCUGAAGCUCACUGAUUUUGGAACAAACAAGAUCCUGCCGAUAUCGGAGGACCCGACGCAGGUUCUGAGAACCAGUACCAAGGGAAUCGGUACCGACUCAUAUCGGGCACCGGAGGUCAACAGUUACCGUGGUUACGACCCCUCCGCGCCGACAUCUGGUCUCUUGGAAUCACUCUUUUCUUCAUGGUGGCCAUAGAAGAGAUGGUGCAGAGAGUGACAAUGUUGGACCCCUAUUCCAGACCACUCCUGGCCCCCCUCGGGAUCGUGUUCCCAUUCCCCAUGUUCUGUUCCAAACUGGACUCGUACAUGAAGAGGGAAAACGAACUCUCGGCGUAUUUCACUCAAAACAGAGGUGCUGCUUUGCCGAAUCAGCAGUUUUGGUCCGAGUGGCCGUCAAUUAACUCUCGAAUCACUCCGAACCUGAAAAACCUGUUUGACCGGAUCUUCGUGCUGCACCCCUCGUUUCGCUGCACGCUGCGCGACAUUGCCCGACACCCCUGGCUGUUGUCACGGGAACAGCUCACCCCCGACGAAGUCACGACCCAGAUGAAGUCAAGAUGUCCGACUGGUGUUCAUCCAAACAAGGAGGCGAGUCCACGAGUGGUGACCAGUAAACUGCUAGGUGGAGUGGACCAAGCCUCACUUCGUCUCUCCCUCACAUCCAACAGCAAGACGAAGGAAAGUGAUUAUCUAACAGACUCAGAGCUGUGGGUCAUGUCUGAACAGACAGUUCAACUGGAGAGUCUUCAACUGGACAUCGUCUGCUGUGACGACAUUCAGGAGCUAAUGAUGGACGUCAGUUACUGUCGGCAACUGCUACAAGACAUUCUCUCCUCGCCUCACGACGAAACUAGGAGGGUGGCUCCAAUUAGAGAUAUCCGGUCGCCGUGGGUACGAAAACUCCUGAUGAUAGUCGGGUUUCUACCAGACGACAGCUCUUCACUGAUCCUUAUCAACGAUGCUGUCAAUCUCCAUCUUCUGCAAAACGCUCUGAGUGUUGUAACUGGUGUUGAGUUGGCCGUCAGCCGCAGUGCCAUACCCAUGCAACAACCAAUGGAGGAAGAAGAGGUGAUGGAGUUCGAUUCCUCUUCUCAGACAAUCGGAGACACUGCCACGUUUCGCCGUCGCUCGUCAAGCGACUCCGGGAGUCUCACACUCAAGAUCGAACAACCCGGCAAAACUGGACUGGCUGGUUUUACUGGUUCGGGGAGUCUGUGGCCUGGUCUUAGCUCCAGUGUUCCAACCCCAACCAGCCCUGCCAGAAUGCUAGCUCAUCAAGGAGAUUCUCAGGAGAGCUGCUGGAGCUAUUACACUGCGGGGUCAUACAGCACACAGAGUUCGCAGGAGGAUUGUCCUGAUGUGGGGGGAGAGGAUUCAGACAUGUCGGGUAAUGGCCGACUACACCAUCUACCACAGAGUGGUUGAACUGGCUUCACAUGUGAACCCAAGUGACGGCAAGAUUUUCAGAGCUGCCUCAGAGUUCUGUAAGUUGUCGGGACUGCUGUGCAGCUACGGACUGUACCAGGUGGUCUGCCACGAACAGCUGCUUCUCUUCUGUCGAGGAAAUUCCACCAGCUUCUCCGCUCGAGUCAUGGCCGCUGACAAUUCCGGGAGACUGUGUGUCUCCAGCUGGCGUGUUGUCGGGGAAGAAGCUGAGUGGCUCAGCAUUCUGAAGAGACUCCACAGUGACAUGACACCACACCUUCCUUCCUCAUCUUGAUUUCCCCUCUCUCCUCUCUCCUCUCUCUCUCUCUCCUCUCUCUCUCUCUCUCUCUUCCACAACUUCACAACUUCACAACUCUGAUCUCAUAGUUUUGUCACCUAUUGAAACCCACCUUUUUUACCAUUCUCUCUAGAAUUUUGUCUCAGAAUUUUUUAUACUUCGGUAUUGAUGAUCGAUUUAGCUAAUUGUUACAUAAUAUAAUACUCACGAAAGAAUGAAUUACAAACAGAGGCAUUUACACAGGUAUAGGUUGUCAUAGCAAUGAUGUUAAUUAUCCAGCAGUGUCCAUAGGGGCUUCCUCUUGUUCGGGUUCUGUUCCAGGUUCCCUGGUACCGGAAUCAGCCUCUGGCUGUUCUCUCUCUCUCUCCUCCUCUUUGUCCUUCUGCUGUUGCCUACGGGCAGCCCGUCCUCCCUUUGUGGUAUCCAGUGAUUUCAACUGACACACAAUAGUCAAGAAACACAUACUCUCGCUAUAUAGAGAAGAGUCUAAUGUCUGUACAAAUCAUGUAGAAUUCGUGUUUUGUUGUUACCCUGUGCAACUUGCACACGUGAAAUCACAGUGUGCAACAAUUAGAGUUUGGGUGAAAUCAAGUGUGCAACAAAUAGAGUUUAGAUGAAAUCAGUGUG
Molecule: messenger RNA, 2932 nt
Organism: Geodia barretti
Lineage: Eukaryota; Metazoa; Porifera; Demospongiae; Tetractinellida; Geodiidae
Source: the annotation of a GenBank genome assembly